GUAGGCCAAACUGAUAUGUUGGCUGGGAAGAUGUUCCAAUGGAAGACAGCUCUUUUGAAGAAGGAGAAUUUUUUUCAGCAAACAAUGUCAGCAGCCAUGAUACAACGCCUGGUCCAGCGAGCAAGGCAGGCAGAUGAAAUUAUAGCCCAACUGAAAGCACACAUUGAGAUCGUGAAGAAAUCUGCAGCUGUAAGUGUGAGUAAGCCGGAGGAGGAGAGAGUUGCUGCUGAGAAUGCCUCGCUGCGGGAAAAGAUCAAGCAACUGAAGAUGACACUGGUUCUUGCUGAAAUCAAGAAUGGAGUGAAGCAGAUUCCCCUGCCCAAAAGGUCUCGGGUGGAAGCUGUUAAGGCCGAUUCUCAGGGUGACACACCUUCUGCCCCAUCCACCUCACAAGAGGAACCCAAACCAGUCGCACAACAGGCCAAACCAAAGAAAGAGCAACAGGCUAAAGGAGGGGAUGCUUCAAAACCAGAGGUUGCCAAAGCUGAAAAGGGCAAAAAAGGCUUGGCUGAGGUUGACAGACCAAUUGAUAUAUCCCGGCUUGACCUGCGGGUUGGGAAGAUUGUUGAAGUGAAGAAACACCCAGAUGCGGACAGCUUGUACGUGGAGGAGGUUGACCUGGGGGAAGGGCAACCUCGCACCAUAGUCUCCGGACUUGUGAAACACAUACCCAUAGAAGAGAUGCGUGGUCGGCUGGCUGUGUUUAUGUGCAAUCUGAAGGCUGCUAAGAUGCGUGGAAUCCUGUCUAACGGCAUGAUCAUGUGUGCCAGCUGCCCAGAAAAGGUGGAGAUACUUGUACCCCCACCAGGCGCACAAGUUGGUGACCGUGUCAGGGCCAAGGACUUUCCAGGUGAGCCGGACGCCCUCCUGAACCCUAAGAAGAAGAUCUGGGAGACCUUGAAGCCUGACUUGCGUACAGAUGGGGACAGAGUGGCGGCAUACAAGGGUUCCCAACUCCACAUUGAAGGCAAGGGCCCGCUAGUGGCCCCCACAGCUGCUAACACACAGAUUUCAUAGUCUGACCCUUUUUCAAGUGCUUAUUUAUCUGUACAAUUGAUGCAGUUAAUAAAGAUACUACUAACGAAAUGUGAUGCUUAGUUAAUAUAUUAAAUAUGGGGAGACUUUAAGUUGAAUAAAUAAGAUGCCAUACUGCACACAUUUUAAUUUAUUUUUGGAAUGCCAUAAUAUUAUGAAAUAAAAAUUAAUGUAG
Messenger RNA from Mya arenaria, 1210 nucleotides. RefSeq names its product aminoacyl tRNA synthase complex-interacting multifunctional protein 1-like. The transcript is spliced from 7 exons. The record is from RefSeq and is a predicted model, not a curated record. Gene Ontology annotation, molecular function: tRNA binding. Bases 16 to 1017 code for a protein of 333 amino acids. Lineage: Eukaryota; Metazoa; Mollusca; Bivalvia; Myida; Myidae.